AUGAAGAUUCCCACUAAACUAUCUCCAUCUUUGCUGUACAUAACAGUUCUGUGGGGAGGAUGGCUUCACUGCCCUGUGGAUGGAAACGGUGAUAGAAACGAGUGUAUUGACAACACUCACGACUGUCAUGCCAAAGCUGUUUGUAAUAAUACCGAGGGAUCAUUUACCUGUAGCUGUACAGAAGGUUAUCAGGGGGACGGUCGGAAUUGCACAGAUGUGGACGAGUGUACCAGCCAAACCCAUGGCUGUCACUAUAAUGCAAGUUGCAAUAACACAGACGGCUCUUACACAUGCAAAUGCAAAACGGGAUUCACUUGCGGUAAGUAUAAGAAAUGCAAAAAUUUAAACGAGUGUAUUGACAACACUCAUGACUGUCAUGCCAAAGCUGUUUGUAAUAAUACCGAGGGAUCAUUUAGCUGUACAGAAGGUUAUCAGGGGGACGGUCGGAAUUGCACGGAUGUGGACGAGUGUACCGGCCACAUCCAUGGCUGUCACUAUAAUGCAAGUUGCAAUAACACAGACGGCUCUUACACAUGCAAAUGCAAAACGGGAUUCAGUUGCGGUAAGUAUAAGAAAUCAUUCAAAGCCUUGUUCUCAAAUCUCAAUGCCACUGGAAGAUAUGGUCCAACAUCGCUCGGAAGUUACUACGCAGGUCAGGAUCAUGACGGACAAGUUGCUCUGUCCAGCGGUAUUCAACAGUGGACUGUACCGUACACUGGCGAUUACAGAAUAGAAGCAAUAGGGGCAGCUGGAGGGUUUGAUCAACGGAUUAACAGCUCUCAGUAUCGCGGAAGAGGAGCCAGAAUAAUUGGAACAUUCCGCUUAAACAAGGGUGAAGUCAUCCAGGUACUUGUAGGUCAAGAAGGAGGAAUAAACAAGAGGUCUUAUUCUUCUGGAGGUGGUGGAGGUACAUUUGUAGUGAGAGGAGCCAACACACCUUUGAUAAUAGCUGGAGGCGGAGGAGGGGUAGAUGAUGUAUUUUCAAGACAUACAGAAUGUGACGCCAGCUCAAACACGACAGGGAAUCCUGGGAACAGAUCAUGGGCAGGGGGGAGCAAUGGACAUGGUGCACAGACUGCUGAUUCUGGACGAUCAGGUGGUGGUGGUGGCGGGUUUUACUCCAGUGGAAGAAGUGGAAAUCAUUUCAAUGGGACCAAGGGAUACGGUGGCGAGGGUGGUAAGGGAUUUCUGCAGGGAGGGGUGGGUGGGGUGGGUGGGGUGGGUGGGAGAUCAGAAUAUCCCUACAUUUAUGGUGGGUUUGGCGGAGGAGGUGGAGCUGAGGGAUGGUGGGGAGGAGGAGGAGGAGGAGGAUACUCUGGGGGAGGCAGUGGAAAAGGUUAUUCAGAUACCUGUGGGGGUGGUGGUAGAUCCUACAAUGUUGGAAACAAUCAGCAGAAUGAAUGUUGUUACAACAACGCUGGCCAUGGUCAGGUGACCAUCACAUUACUGUAG
Messenger RNA from Pocillopora verrucosa, 1452 nucleotides. NCBI's taxonomy places the organism in Eukaryota, Metazoa, Cnidaria, Anthozoa, Scleractinia, Pocilloporidae. The record is from RefSeq and is a predicted model, not a curated record.